GAGCACCAUAGAUCCUGGCAUCCCAGGGUUCUACCCUGUCUGAACUGGGAACAUGGUCAGCUUAGCUCCCAGACCAAUGCUGGCACGGGCCUGGCACAAGUAGUGGUGCUCUCACCUGUCUGAGACGGGGCACAAGGUACAAGGAACUGGGAUCUGGCCUGUCCCAAAGCAGGGCUCUCUGGUGGCCCAGAGCUGGUCACUGGGGAGCCCACAUCCUGCCCCAGCCCCACUGGUGCAGAUGUGCUGCUGCCCACUGGAGCACCAUGACGGCAGGAUGACCUCAGCUGAAGCACCAGCAGUGGCUGGUGGUGCUCGGGUGGCUGGGACCCCUGAGUGGCCUCCUGGCGGCCCCCAGACCCUCAGACAGCCUAGCCGGAGCCGAGUGGCCUUGGCAGCACUGGUAUGGCUGUUGGCUGGGGCCAGCAUGUCAAGCCUUAACAAGUGGAUCUUCACAGUACAUGGCUUCGGGAGGCCUCUGCUGCUCUCAGCGCUGCACAUGCUGGCUGCAGCGCUGGCAUGCCACCGGGGGGCACGGCGUCCCAUGCCAGGCAGCACUCGCUGCCAAAUACUGCUGCUCAGCCUCACCUUUGGCACCUCAAUGGCCUGCGGCAACGUGGGCCUGACCACAGUGCCCCUGGACCUGGCACAGCUGGCCACCACCACCACGCCGCUGUUCACGUUGGCCCUGUCGGUGCUGCUGCUUGGCCGUCGUCACCACCCACUGCAGUUUGCUGCCAUGGGCCCACUCUGCCUGGGGGCCGCCUGCAGCCUAGCCGGUGAGCUUCGGACACCCCCCGCUGGCUGUGGCUUCCUGCUGGUAGCCACCUGCCUCCGAGGCCUCAAGUCCGUGCAGCAGAGUGCCCUGCUGCAGGAGGAGCAGCUGGAUGCGGUGACCCUGCUGUAUGCCACCUCGUUGCCCAGCUUCUGCCUGCUGGCAGGCGCGGCCCUGGUGCUGGAGGCUGGCAUGGCCCCACUGCCCACACUGGCUGACUCCCACCUCUGGGCCUGCGUCCUACUCAGCUGCCUCCUGUCUGUGCUCUACAACCUGGCCAGCUUCUCUCUGCUGGCCCUCACCUCUGCCCUCACCGUCCACGUCCUGGGCAACCUCACUGUUGUGGGCAACCUCAUUCUAUCCUGGCUCCUGUUUGGCAGCCGCCUCAGCGCCCUCAGCUACGUAGGCAUUGCACUGACCCUUUCAGGAAUGUUCCUUUAUCACAACUGCGAGUUUGUGGCCUCCUGGGCUGCCCACCAGGGGCGGUGGCGGAGGGGCCAGCCUGGCAAGGGUCUUUGAGACCUGUGGGAGCUCCUGGGACAGCUCCAGCCUGACACUAACCUCAGCCAAUGGCCGUGGGAAAAGUGGAGAGCAGGCCAUGGGAGGGAGAGUCACCUUCUGGAAGGCUGCCUUGGAGGCUGGAACGGGGACUCCCAGAGAGACCUGCCUCUUGUCUCUGUCUGCUGCACCCCUGUCACAAACCCCACUCACCACUGGAUGGUGGGUCCAAGACUGGCACAGUCACUGUGCUUGUCAGAGUAAUUAUUAUGAUUAGUAUCAACAACUAUGCCGAAAAUUGUUGGGCAAACUUUGAAAACCUCAAACGUGUUAAGAUGAUGAUGAUGAUGAUUCUUAGAGGUUACACAAUCCUUCCUCCAGUGGGGGAGGCAGCUAGGGGCUCAGGGAAGGGCCUCUGCUGCUGGGUUCCCCCAGGGAGCCGUGGUAGUCUGUGCCAACUCCAGGCAGCUGCUGCGGCCUCACCCUGGGAACCCCGAUUUUGGGUCUUCCGUCCUCAAAUAAACUAUUUUUGCUUGUA
Messenger RNA from Galeopterus variegatus (Sunda flying lemur), 1808 nucleotides. It is a transcript of the gene SLC35E4, whose product is annotated as solute carrier family 35, member E4. Gene Ontology annotation, cellular component: membrane; Golgi apparatus. The transcript has 2 exons. The record is from RefSeq and is a predicted model, not a curated record. The coding region runs from base 239 to 1291 and encodes 350 amino acids. NCBI's taxonomy places the organism in Eukaryota, Metazoa, Chordata, Mammalia, Dermoptera, Cynocephalidae. Gene Ontology annotation, molecular function: antiporter activity.